Zingiber officinale is the source of this 880-nucleotide messenger RNA. Its product is annotated as LIM domain-containing protein WLIM1-like. Bases 1 to 609 code for a protein of 202 amino acids. Gene Ontology annotation, molecular function: actin filament binding. NCBI's taxonomy places the organism in Eukaryota, Viridiplantae, Streptophyta, Magnoliopsida, Zingiberales, Zingiberaceae. The record is from RefSeq and is a predicted model, not a curated record. The transcript has 5 exons. Gene Ontology annotation, biological process: actin filament bundle assembly. Gene Ontology annotation, cellular component: plasma membrane; actin cytoskeleton.
AUGGCAUUUCAGGGGACAACCACCAAGUGCACUGCUUGCGACAAGACGGUGUAUUUGGUCGACAAGCUCAUCGCCGAUAAGCGGCCCUACCACAAGGCCUGCUUCCGCUGCCACCACUGCAACGGCACCUUGAAGUUGGGAAACUUCAAUUCCUUUGAAGGAGUGCUAUAUUGCAAACCCCAUUUUGAUCAGCUGUACAAAACCACAGGCAGCCUGGAGAAAAGCUUUGAAGGGACCCCAAAAAUUGUGAAACCAGACAAGCCUAUCGACAAUGAGAAUGCAAACAGAAUGUCAAAUGCUUUUGUUGGCACACAAGAAAAGUGUGUUGGAUGCAGCAAGACAGCUUACCCAACUGAAAGGGUCAAGGUUAAUGGAGCCGCAUAUCACAAGAGCUGCUUCAAAUGCUGCCAUGGCGGAUGCGUCAUCAGCCCUUCUAACUACAUUGCCCACGACGGAAAACUCUACUGCAAGCAUCACCAUACUCAGCUCAUCAAAGAGAAGGGCAACCUGAGCCAACUUGAGAUGGAUAGAGAGGCGAGUUCCGGUGUGGGUGAAGUACCUGAUGAACCUGAGGCAGGUAAAACAAAGGAAACAACUGAUGAGCCAUAGAUGAUGAUUCAUCCUCACAAGGCUGGUGUGUUAAAUUAGUUGAUUUUGUUGAAUUGAAGUGGAAUGAUUUGGCUUUUCAAUUUGUCUAUAUUUAACUAAUUUGUUUAGUGAUGAUCAUUUUUUUUGAUAAUUCAUAUGUUCUAGUUUCAUCCAACUAAUUCUAAAGGUAAGAUAUUGUUCAGAAUUGUACUGGAAAUAAUAAGUUUUGGUAUAGCUAUGAAAGACAAUGUAGUAGAAAAUGAUAACAAAUAUAAUGCAAUGGAGACAUGGA